AAUACAGCAUUUCACAACACCAACACGUGCCACUAUGACCCCAUCAUGAUUCGGUCAACAUUAUUUCAAUUUGUCCAUUGUUUUAUCUUACGUUUGAGCUACGUUUUCUAUUGACGUGUUGCGGUACCGACGUUUUCCAUACGAAUUACACAUUAUAUAUAUUUCACAAUUCAAGGGAACGUUUACUACAGUAACUGUACGUGGUGGAUAUAUUUGAAAGUGGUUUUAAAGGGUAUGUAAGUAGGCUUAUAUCUGGGUUGUUUGAAAGUCUGAAUGAGUUCAUGGGCCUAGGAGACUGGGAACAGUGAAACACUGGAAAUCAGGAAGCCAAGAUUGUGAUACCAGUGUAUUUGUUUAUCGGCUUUACAGCAACCGACACUCUGUACUACAGACCACGAUCAUCUGUGAACACUGAACAGUUCUAAAGGGAAUUUAUCACUGUCUACGUGAACGCAUAACAGCAUAAUAAGUAUGGAUGCAAAGACCAGUGCUGUGGCUGCAGGGACUUUGGCAGUGGUGGGAGCUGCAGUGGGAUACGUUAUAGCAAGACGAAAAGCAAAGUAUGAAUCGAAAGCGCUGAAGUUGAACAGCAGAAACAAUAAAGACAACCCUGUCGCUGAGUAUAUACAAUCUCACUUACAACCUCUUCAUCCAGCUCAGGAAAAAUUAAUAAAGAUUACAGAUUCUGUCCCACGCCGUCGGAUGCUUUCAGACAGCCUUGAAAUGCAACUAAUACACAAUGUGUUAAUGAGCAUGGGAGCCAAGAAGACUAUAGACGUAGGAGUAUAUACUGGCUUCAGUGCAUUAACGGUGGCCUUGGCUAUCCCAGAUGACGGUAAAGUCGUGGCUUGUGAUAUCACAAUGGACUAUCCCAAGUACGGGGUGCCGGUUUGGAAAGAGGCCGGGGUUGAUCACAAGAUAGAUUUGAGAAUAGCACCAGCAGUGGAAAGUCUACAAAAGAUGUUAGACGGUGGUGAGGAAGGCACUUACGACUUCAUGUUCAUUGAUGCUGACAAGAGCAACUACGAUAACUAUUAUGAACUUGGUCUUAAAUUACUCAGGCCAGGAGGUCUGAUGGCUUUGGACAAUAUGUUAUGGGGAGGUCAAGUAAUGGACCAGUCUGUGAAUGAUAAAGAUACAAUCGCAUUGAGAGCAAUGAACGACAAGAUCGCAAAGGACGAUAGAGUGAAUGCAACUCACAGGGUACCACAUUUUGGUGAUAUGAUGUCUGCCAAGAUGAAAUAUACUCGUAGAGUUUGAAACCACAUCACUAAAAGAAGUUCAACAAAAAUGAACAAUACUCAAAGAUAAAAAUGAGCUUCUAAAGUAAUAUGCAUUAAAUUUGAAAUAAAGAUAUAUUUUAAAAUACAGAUAUGUAUGUGCACUAAGUAAUAGUAAAAUUCAAAUAGAAAUAAAGUUAUAUUUUAAAAUAACAGAUAUGUAUGUACACACUGAGUAAUAGUAAA
Owenia fusiformis is the source of this 1466-nucleotide messenger RNA. NCBI's taxonomy places the organism in Eukaryota, Metazoa, Annelida, Polychaeta, Sabellida, Oweniidae. The record is from the annotation of a GenBank genome assembly.